CAAAUUGUAUUUUUUUUCCCCUAUACACCGCAUUUGGAAAAAAAAACUGACCGGUUUUUACUUGCUACAGUUCUCUUUAAUACAGAAUUCGAAAAAUCAUCAAUAAGAAUAAAGUAUGGUAGUGAGAACUUACAAUGAUGAAUUGUCCUAUCUGGAAAAAGUUGGAACACAUUCAUGGAGAAUAAAGAAAGGAUUUGUUCCAAACAUGAAGGUUGAGGGUUUAUUUUAUGUCAACACACACUUGGAGAAACUUAUGUUUGAUGAGUUAAAACAGUCCUGUAGGUCACAAGGUUAUGGAGGUUUCUUACCUGGAAUGAAACAGAUAGGAAAUGUGGCAGCUUUACCAGGGAUUGUAGGAAAGUCUAUUGGCUUACCUGAUGUACACUCGGGAUAUGGAUUUGCUAUAGGUAACAUGGCUGCUUUUGACUGUGGGGAUCGUGAUGCUGUUGUGUCACCAGGGGGCGUUGGAUUUGAUAUCAAUUGUGGUGUACGAUUAUUGAGAACCAACCUGUGUGAAAAAGAUGUAAUUCCUGUAAAAGAACAGUUAGCUCAAUGUUUAUUUGAUCACAUUCCUGUUGGAGUUGGAUCUAAAGGCAUCAUUCCAAUGACUGCUAUGAAUCUCGAGGAAGCCUUAGAAAUGGGAAUGGACUGGUCUUUGAGAGAAGGCUAUGCAUGGGCUGAGGACAAAGAGCAUUGUGAAGAAUAUGGAAGGAUGUUACAGGCUGACCCAUCUAAGGUCAGCAGUAGGGCCAAGAAACGAGGUCUACCACAGCUGGGAACUUUGGGUGCAGGCAAUCAUUAUGCAGAGAUUCAAGUUGUAGAAGAAAUAUUCAACCCAUUUGCUGCUAAAAGAAUGGGAAUAGAUUUCAAAGGACAAGUGUGUGUAAUGAUCCAUUGUGGAAGUAGAGGGUUAGGUCAUCAGGUGGCUACAGAUGCCCUUGUUGCCAUGGAAAAAGCUAUGAAGCGUGACAAGAUUGAAACAAAUGACCGACAGCUGGCUUGCGCCAAAAUCAACUCUUCUGAAGGUCAAGACUACUUGAAAGGCAUGGCAUCAGCUGCUAAUUAUGCAUGGGUCAACAGGUCAAGUAUGACCUUUUUGGCUAGACAGGCUUUUGCUAAAAUGUUUAAUACUACACCAGAUGAUUUAGAUAUGCAAGUUAUUUAUGAUGUUUCACAUAACAUAGCUAAAUUUGAAGAACAUUAUAUUGAUGGAAAACAAAAAACAUUACUGGUUCAUCGAAAAGGUUCUACACGAGCCUUCCCUCCACAUCACCCAUUGAUACCAGUAGACUAUCAGCUGACUGGACAGCCUGUUCUGAUUGGAGGAACCAUGGGAACCUGUAGUUAUGUGUUGACAGGAACAGAACAAGGAAUGGUGGAAACUUUUGGCAGCACAUGCCAUGGAGCAGGAAGGGCUCUGUCUAGAGCAAAGUCUCGUAGAAAUCUAGACUAUACAUCUGUAUUAUCUGCCCUUGAAGAACAGGGAAUCAGUAUACGAGUGGCAUCACCUAAGCUCGUUAUGGAGGAGGCGCCAGCAUCUUAUAAAAACGUAACAGAUGUUGUUGAUACAUGUCAAGCAGCAGGCAUAAGUCAGAAAGCUAUCAAACUUCGACCGAUCGCUGUGAUUAAAGGAUGAUGCAGCCUUACAGUUACGUGGCUAGAAUGGUGCUGGUGGUAGAUCAAUCCAAGCUUGUGUGAUAUAGACCUCAUUAAACAUUGUGCAAUGGUCAUUUACAAACCUGUGUUCCAUAUCAUGAUGUUACCUAAAUAUGUUUCUUGAUCUGAUAUCUAGAACCGAAGGGCAAUAUAACUACCUUUACAUUAUGUAUACAUGGAAAACUUUUAACUCUCCAGUGUUCUUCUUAAUGAAUUGUUGUCUGUUGUUCAUGCACCUUUUUUUCCAGGCAAUCUCAAGUGUUCGUUUUAAUGCAUUGAACUGUUGUCUGUUGUUCAUGCACCUUAUUGCCAAAGAUUAUAAACCUGUAUAAUUAAUUUGGAUCGACUCAUUUACACAGGCAAUUUCACGUAAAAAUCCUGUACAUUUUUUAUAUUUAAAUUUUACAAUAGACAUUUCCAGUUUUAUGAGUUUAUGUACAAACUGCAUGUCAUCUUUUAUUUUUGUUACAAAUUUUAAACAAUUAAGAGUUUAAAAAAAAUCAGAACAAUAUUAAUUAAUCUCGGAAAUUAUAGAUUUAAAUUUACUCAAAAUUCAUGUAAAGAUAAUGUUCGUUGUUAGCUAAAUUGGUUGUGAAUUUACUUACAAUUUUCACACAUGUGAAAAAGAGUUGACUGGCUUUUUGUAAUUAGUUUUUAUUUUCAGAUAUGAUUAACUUAACAGUGAUACAUGACAGGAUGAAAUACAUGAUUGACAUGAACAAUCUGGAAUUUUGAAAUUCAGUUUCUCUUUUUUUUUCCUUUUUUUAAAAUUCAAUGGAUAGUUGUCUCAUGGGAAAUAUUAGCAUAUCUCCUUAUAUUUAUAUUUUAUUUGUUGAAAAAGAAAAUUUAAAAAAAAAUAAUAAUAUUUUGAUGUUUAAGAAGUGUAACUGUUUAGAAAUCCAUGAUUGUGAAUAGAAGCUUGUGCACAUAGGCCAACAUGCUAACAAGACUUUUACUAUUCCAAGAUCUUUAUCUAUUUUGAAUGGUAAUGAACAAUUACAAAUUGUUGAUAUAUAAAAGAUGUAUUGUUGAGUCAGUGAUAUGUUUGGUUAGUGCUAAUAUAUGUUACAUCUGAUGCAGGUCACUUUUAAACAUGUUUGUAAUGUCUCUUUGUUUGAAACAGGUUCAAGGUUAAAUCAAAUACAUUUAAAAAAGAAAACUAAUCCAAAUUGGAUAAGUGCAGCAUUUGCAGUGAAUUUAGAAAGUAAUACAAUACUCCUUGCAUUGAAAUAUUGUAAUACUGAUUUUCAGUUUCUCUCUAUUUAUAAAACUAUUGCAAGGUAAACUUAUUAUUGCAAUUUCUGAAGUAAGGAAAAUUAAUCAUUCCAAUAUUUCUAAAUGCUGCAUGCAAUUAUUGCUAUCAUAUAUUAAAAUGAAAAUUUUAUUUUCUGUGAUACCUAUUUCUUUAUAAUUUUGGCAAAAAUAAAAGCAUUGAUAAAUUAUUGAAUUCUCUGUAUUUUACAAUAAUGCAUGUACUUUAUGAUUAAUGGAGUCAUAAUAGGAUAUGAAUCCAAGUUGAAUUUAUUUAAGUUAUUAGAUGUUACUAUGAAAAGCAUAAAAAAGUAAUAGUAAUUCAAUUUA
Messenger RNA from Mytilus trossulus (common blue mussel), 3237 nucleotides. RefSeq names its product RNA-splicing ligase RtcB homolog. Lineage: Eukaryota; Metazoa; Mollusca; Bivalvia; Mytilida; Mytilidae. Gene Ontology annotation, biological process: tRNA splicing, via endonucleolytic cleavage and ligation. The transcript has 13 exons. Gene Ontology annotation, cellular component: nucleus; tRNA-splicing ligase complex. The record is from RefSeq and is a predicted model, not a curated record. Gene Ontology annotation, molecular function: RNA ligase (ATP) activity. Bases 116 to 1636 code for a protein of 506 amino acids.